Carcharodon carcharias (great white shark) is the source of this 1768-nucleotide messenger RNA. Its product is annotated as divergent protein kinase domain 1A-like. Lineage: Eukaryota; Metazoa; Chordata; Chondrichthyes; Lamniformes; Lamnidae. The coding region runs from base 145 to 1443 and encodes 432 amino acids. The record is from RefSeq and is a predicted model, not a curated record. The transcript is spliced from 5 exons.
UGAAGCCGGAACCGCAACGGGGCGCGGGCGGUGAUUUGUGUGGGUUGGAGUGAGGCGGUUGCUAAGUGUUGGAAGGUGUGAGAGAGAGAGAGAGAGAGGAGGGGAAGGGGAGACGCGCACCGGAGUGGAUGAGCUCCAUUUACCAUGGCGAGGGGGCUGCUUUCCCGGGCCUCGCUGAGGAAGAUCUGCGGCAGCCACUACUACAUCCAGGCCCGCUUACCAUGUGUACGUGUCAAGUACCUCUUCUUUUCAUGGCUCGCAGUCUUUGUUGGCAGUUGGGUAGUGUAUGUCCAGUACUCCACUCAUACAGAAUUGUGCCGGGCCCAUGACUGCAAGAAAAUAAUUUGUGAUAAAUACAAGAAGGGAAUUAUUGAUGGAUCAGCAUGUGGCAGCUUGUGUGAUAAGGGUACACUCUAUUUUGGCAAGUGCCUCUCUAAUAAACCUAAUAAUCAGGUGUACAGGGGAGUAUGGGAUGAAUCACAGGUAGUCUUAAAAUGCAAACUUGAAGAACCUUUCCAUUUUGAUUUGGAUUCUAACCUGGAGCCGAGGAAGGAAAUGGUGUUAUUUGACAAACCAACAAAAGGGACUUCCUUGGAGGAAUUUCGAGAAAUGGUUUACAAUCUUUUAAAGGCAAAGCUUGGUGAUCAGACAAACCUUCAAAAGCUACUCAAGUUGGUUGUCACCGUAGCAGAUGGGAAUAAAGAUGGUCAUGUCUCCCUCGCAGAAGCAAAAUCUACAUGGGCAUUGCUGCAGCUUAAUGAGUUUCUGAUUACAGUAAUUCUGCAGGAUAAGGAGCAUACACCAAAACUACUUGGAUUCUGUGGAGAUCUUUAUGUAACAGAAAAAGUCCAUUACAAUUACCUGUAUGGACUCACUAUUCCUUGGGUUUUGGAGUUCUUCAUUCCUUCUGGUCUGAGACGUAGUAUGGAUCAGUGGUUUACUCCCUCCUGGCCCAGAAAAGCUAAGAUCUCAAUUGGACUCUUAGAAUUUGUUGAGGAUAUCUUUCAUGGAACAUUUGGUAACUUCCUUAUGUGUGACAUGAGUGCAAAUAACAUUGGCUACAAUGCUAAACAUGAUUUAAAAAUGAUAGAUAUGAGAAAAGUUGUACCAGAAGUUAGUUUCAAACAGCUAAUUGGAGGCCGUCAUUGCGAGACUGAUGUGGAUUGUGUCUAUGGCACAGACUGUAGGACAACAUGCCAUCAAAGCAAAAAGCAGUGCACCAUGGAAUUGGAUCAGCCAAACCUGACCAAAGUCUGCACAUUGCUGAAAGACUACCUUUUAAAUGGUGCUCCUUCUGAUGUAAGAGAAGAACUGGAAAAGCAGCUUUACUCUUGUAUAGCUCUUCAAGGAGUAGCAAGCCAAAUGGAGAUGGAACACUCCUUGAUAUUAAACAACCUAAAGACAUUACUGUGGAAGAAAAUUUCUCAUACAAAAGAUUCCUAAACUCUAAUGGAACAGGAAAAUUUUUCAUGUGAAUUGAACAGCAUUAGAAAAGUUUUUUUUUGGUAAAUGGUUCUAAUUGGUUUAAUUUGACCAUGUAGCACAGAACAGCAUCAUUCAUACACAAUCUUUCCCUGUUUCUUACUGUUAAACAAAAAACUAAAACCACUAGAGAUUUUGUUUUUCAUUUUGUGGUUAUAAAUGUUGCUGCUUUUCUUUUAAUGGAUUUAAAAAAAACACUUAACCAGCAUGAGAAGUUUUUAAUGUCUUUUUUAACUAUUGUUUGUAGCAUGAUUAUUUAUUUGCAGAAGAAAAUGCCGGUUAAUAU